This is a messenger RNA of Paramacrobiotus metropolitanus, 9705 nucleotides long. RefSeq lists its product as uncharacterized. Gene Ontology annotation, molecular function: calcium channel activity; calcium ion binding; protein binding. Gene Ontology annotation, cellular component: membrane. The coding region runs from base 211 to 9405 and encodes 3064 amino acids. The record is from RefSeq and is a predicted model, not a curated record. The transcript is spliced from 26 exons. Gene Ontology annotation, biological process: detection of mechanical stimulus. Lineage: Eukaryota; Metazoa; Tardigrada; Eutardigrada; Parachela; Macrobiotidae.
UUUCUUUAUAUAUUUAUUAUAUAAGUAUAUUACUACGGUUUUGUGCUUUCUCUUGCGCACAACACCCAAUAAAACGACGUAUUAAAAAUCCAGCAGGCGAAUGUCAUAAUACUGUGACAGUCUGCAAUUUGUACUGCAAGCCAGCCAUGCUUUUGUACAUGUACAUGCAUAGCCAGCCAUUUUGAGCUACGUUGCGAGUGCGCAUCAAAAAUGCAUAGUGCAAAUGUUGGUUUUGUCUACAUUUUGUUAACAAUUCGCCAUUGUUGUUUUUUUACGCCUGUUGGACGCCGGAGAGUUUCGGAAUCGAAGUUGCAGGUGGUGCAUUUUUCUCUUGACACAAUCUCCAGCUUGAACGAAUCGAAGUCCGCCACACACAAUAUUACUAUUGCAUUUCCUCAUGGAGCAGAAAAAAGUGCCAACACUUUUGGACAGCCUUUUAAAGGUGGCCUUGUCUUAGACGGGACUGACCAAUUUGGCCAGAUACACCAGCCUCCUGUUUGGCUGAUUGAUUUGGACGAAGCUGAAUUUGGAUUUACUGUUACAAUCCAAUACAAACUAAAUGCCAAACCUUCGAAACCGACGUACAUCAUUUCAACCAAGCACCGAAUCUUCGAUUCUGCAAAUGUUGCCGGUUUAGGGCUUAUGGUGAAUUCAGCUACGAAUGAACUGGAAAUACAAUGCGGCUUCCGAGCAAUUAGCUGGUGGUGCACAUGUGGUCCGAACAGCGGAAGUCCCGGAAUGUGGCACGUUGUCCAUAUUGGCGGCCGAAAUCGCUUUGGGCUACUUCAGACAUCAGCCGCCGUCGACGGUAUCUCUUGUGCAGAUUCAGGCAGUUGUUUGGCCAGGGACCCCAUCCCAAACUAUGGCGUUACGGGGCGUAACAAGUUUUAUCUUGGAACGGAUAGCUUAUUGACUAAGCCAUUUGCGGCAAUAGAGAUUAACGAGAUGACGCUGCUCAACGUGUGGAUGGACAGACCUAAUAAAGAGAAAUCUUUUCGCUCUUCUUACGGUGCAUUGCCAACGUGCAAUCAGUUGCAUCAGCUAUACGAGCCUAGUGAGCUUUGUGGCGACUCGCAGAUCCCAACACUGCAGCACGUGCAAACGCUUAUUGACGCCCAGGUGUUCAGCAAAUCUUUGAAAAAAUCUUGUGCAGCAAAGGAUUUUUGCUCCCAUUCUCCCUGCAACGGCAUUUGCCUAAAUUUGCCUUUAGGAUAUAAAUGCUUGUGCGCUUCUGGUUAUCAGUGGAAUAAUGUCUAUUUGCAGUGUUCGACUAACUGUACCGGAAUAUCAUGCCCAAUUAACACGGUUUGUGCGAACAGUGCAACAGGAUUUUAUUGCAACUGUGAUAAUACUCAUAUGGGGCCAUGUUGUGAAUAUGAGAAAGAUACUUGUGAAUACAACAAGUGCGCCCACGGACGAUGUGUGGUUAGGCGACAGGGGGGCUCUGUAUGCAAUUGUGAUCCCAAAUAUAUGGGUCCCCGGUGUGAGCAGCUUAUAGUGGAUUGCUCUGUGAAUCCUUGCCGGAAUGGCGGAACAUGUGUUAACACUGCGUCCCGGCCCGGAUUCCACUGCGCUUGCUUGCCACGAUGGAAGGGAUCAGUCUGCGAAAAAGCCCAUAAUGCCUGUAUCUCAAACUAUUGUUUGAACGAUGGAUACUGCUAUCUAAUUUACGGUGAUCCGAAAUGUCGAUGCCCUGUGACACAUACUGGCUUAAGAUGUGAAACUCCUGUAAAAACGUGCAUUCCGAACCCAUGUUUGAACGGUGGUACUUGUGUUGUUACUGAUGACGACCAGCGACUUUAUAAAUGUGUUUGCUUAUCAACCUUCACAGGAACUGUUUGUGGAGAAGACAUAAAUGAAUGCUCGCGCAACCAGAGCCUUUGUCUGCAACAGGGGCAGUGCAAGAACAGGUUUGGUGGUUUCAGGUGUCAAUGUGCACAAUCUUACAUGUCGAUCAACUGUUCAACGGGAAUUAAGUUUUGCCGCCCUGAAACUUGCAAGCAACUUGGUAGCUGCGAAAAUUUGCCAAAAUAUGGCACAUUUAACUGCCAGUGCAAGAAGCCGUUUGUUGGAAAGAGAUGUCAAAUCGUCACCGCAGAAAAGUGCAGUGUAAUAUCAUCUCAUCGUUUCGCGACGGUUGGAGAAUAUAUUGCCUACUCUGUUGCCUGCGGCAGUCUCGGUGAUUAUCCGAAAGUGACACUGGAUAUGGGGGAUAAAAUGAUUUUUCAAGCUCUGCCUUUCCAGUCUACAAACAAGACUGUCAAGCUGACCGAAUACGUGUUUAAUGCUACCAGAAGUUCAGCACAAAUUAGUCAUUUUGAAGAAGGCAGUGUUUAUCUUUAUUACCAUUUUUACAAUGUGCCUGGAGACUACAUUGCAACGGCCACAAUCUACAAUCGUGGGCGUAGAACAGCGCAAUCUUCCAUUCCUGUGACAAUACAAACAAACAAAAACACCUGUUUUCCUACGGUGGAAAUUGUAAAUGGUGGUUGGGAUCCCACAAUUGGUUUGAAGAUUUAUUACUAUGAACAGUUUACAUUCGAAUCUAAAAUUUCCUUAUCGAGGGAGUGUUUGCAUUAUGCAGCACUUUAUUCAUGGCAGUUGUAUAAUAUAUCUGGAGAACCCUCUCUGCCAAGCCAAGAUAACGCAGUUGAUCUUGGAUCCUAUGUAUGGAAAAAAAAUAACAAAUCAAUCCGCUUCAUCAACCGAGGGGAACAAAGACUUCCAUUAGGAAGUUAUAUGGUCACAGUAAACGUUACGAUUUCCUCGCUUUCCGGGAACAAAACCUUCUGGAAUAUCGACCGAGGAUGGUUUAAAGUCGUAACAGAUCCAGCUACACCUUGGAUUGAAGGGGGCGAAAGAAUUACACUUAACGUCGAUGAAGUGGAAUCUCCGGCUCUGAGGGUACUACAGUACGAAGAACCAACGCCCUUCAUUCCGGAUGAAGAAGCGCCGGCCUUCAUUUCACCGGCGUUCAUUCCAUUGUAUUGGACGCAAAUGGAGGGAAAACUAUCCGAAAUUUCGAACCAGUUGCGAACAUGGGAUCAAUCUGGGACCUUACGUUGUGAAUCGGAACACCGUAAUUGUCCUCAAGUGAUAGAAAGCAGCAGUGAGCCUAUUUUGCAUCUGGAUUCCGCGAGCUUAGUUAUUCACAAUUUGGAACCCUUCCGACCCGGAACUUCAUAUGUAUUCCAAGUAAUUAUGAGAGCUCAGUAUGAAAGUGGAGGUGUACAAGUGGAUCGCUUUCACAUUGCUUCGCAAGAAAUUAAGACAGUUUCCACUGGAUUUCCAUCAGUAAAGAUUACCUGUCAUGUGAUUGUGAGAUCGGGAUGUCAAGAUGAAGUAAACCCCAAUCAGCGACUAGUAAGAACCGCCGAAUGCUUGGGCUGCCAAAUCCGAUACUGGAGCGUUUAUGCGAUAAGAACGUCAAAACAGCCAAGCACCAGAGCUCAGCACUCCGAAGAUGGGACGGGAGUGGUAUUCAACUGGGAAAGUGGGUGUAUGAAAAGCCGGAAUGAUACGCUAUUGAUUGUUAAACCGGGAUCAUUAGCACCAGGAGUAAAAUACAUAUUCCAACACGUCGGAAGAUCGGCAGAUGACCUGCAAAGUAUUGCAUCAUUUGAGGUCACCGUGAAUCCGACCCCCAAGCCAGGAUUAUGCAUCGUAUUUCCCGCAGUUGGAUACGAACUGGAUACUCAUUUUGCUGUACAGUGUACAAACUUUACUGACAAUGACCCUCCAUUAAUUUAUCGCUUCCAUUAUCAUUCGGGCAACGAAAAAUCCGCGCAAACCGCAACUGAUAAAGAUGCGCCACAAGCUCUUGGACGAUUGCUCCAGUACAGCCUUCGACCGACAAUGAAUCCGACAAUGUUGGAACGAGGGUCUUCUGGUCAAUCGUACGGCGGUGUCAUUACCGUCAUAAUUGUGGAUGGUAAAGGGGGCUCGACAAGCUCUAAGCUACUGCUGCGGGUCCUGCCAAGUCCAGAAGAUAUCCCUAAUUCUACUCACUGGCAAAAUGACAUUACCGAACUUCUAAACAAUUCAGCCAGAAUUAGUGAUAGCCAGGGUCUGAUUACUUUGACGGGAACUGUGGCUGUAACCCUGAAUCUUCGACAGGAAGAAAAGUUGAUGUUACGCGGAAAAUCCUCCAAAUUACGGCGCUUUUUGGUGGAAAUCCUAGACCGGGUGCCAAUGGAAAGUAUUGCUACAAUUGAACAAUUGGCAGCCACAUUCGCACAAGUUGUUGGCAGUAUGGAAGAUCUGGAUGACGGCACGCAGGUGUCUCAAAUGUCUGGUGGCCGAAAUGGCGGAAGUGUCAGGACACCUUGGUGGUUGAAUCUGCCUUUCGUACGUUGUACAAAACCCAACCCGCUAUCUCUAUGCAGGAAGAACGGACCAAUGGUUCUGCUAGGGCAGGAAAUGGGAGCGCGGAUACUUGCGACCCUGACGGACAGUAUAACGCAGUUGCUUUUGAAAACCGAGCUUGCUCUCCGGUUAUCAGACUCUUCUGUUUACCGUGAAACUGCAGGGUAUUUACUGAGUGCCAUAUCGAGUUUGGUAGAAGCCAUGGAUCUGUUUUAUCAGAAGAAAGAGGUGCCACAGGAUCAUCAUUUCUCCGAAAACUAUUUCGCAACAACGGAGAAUGUUCUGUCUUUAUGUGGAUUCUUAAUGGUUCCCGGCGACCGUGCAACGCUAUUCUCUACGAACGCGAUGACUUUUGCAAUCGGCAAAACCGAUAUACCGAAUCUGCCUUCGUAUAUCAAGAACGAAGACGCCUUAAACCGUUAUCUGUAUCUCGCAAAUGUCAACGAUAUAGAUGAGAAAAUGGAAAACGUAAUCGAAUUACAGGCGAUAUAUAGCUCGAAGCAGAUGGUUACUUCAAGAAAGACGGACGAGCUUAGCGUAAAUACGCCGAAUAUUAUUAUCACUAUAUGCGAGGUAGAGAACGAAGGACGAAUGGCAGAUUGUAAAGAUAGUAUAAAUUUAUCUACGGAUGUGGCAGUAAUCAAGAUUCCUAUCCGAGAUGUGCCUAUUGUCAAUACAACAAAAGACCAGAAAAUAAAUGCAUUCACAUUGCCUCCCCAAGCGUACACUUCUGGAAACAUAACCAUCUAUAGAGUCCAAAUUCCUUUGGAAAAGGAUCUACUGGUUUGGAUAACAGUGAGAUCGACUCCUGUCCCGCUGCAGAUUCUUGCGCAGCCAACGAACAAGCCGACACUUGAUACCUUUUCAAGUUCUACCGAAGUUGUUCACGUUGCACCUUUCACGAAUGAGACUGCGCUGGAAUUUGCAUUCCCGUUUCUAUUGAGCACCCGGUCGGCGCACGAAUCAACCUUCUUUCUAGCUGUAGUUGCGGGGAGGUUGGAAGACUACACCAACCCAGCAAUUAUUAAGACAACAGAUGACUAUUCUACAGAUGAUUUAGUGAACGUGUCUAUGACUCUUACCGUCCUGUGCGCCACUUGUGUUUCCUGGCAUAAAGAAGAAAGUCAAUGGGUAACAGACGGAUGCAAGGUAUCGGGCCGUUCAACGCCAAGAACUCUUCACUGUGACUGCAAUCAUUUGUCGGUUUUUGCCGGCGAAGUGUUCGUACCACCGGUCUAUCCAGAUCCAGCAACGGAUGCGCCUUUGUAUCUUGCGUACUUCAUUAAUCCCAUAGUUGUUGUGGUCAUCGUUGGUGUUUGGGUAGCUUAUUUUAUUGUUGUACUGGCGGUUCGGAAACUGGACAACGGAGAUCACGGCACGAAAACUACACAAAUUCUACCUAGUAGCGAACCAUCGCACAACUAUUUCUACAAUUUAACAUUUUACACUGGACUUCGUGCACAAGCCGGUACUUCUGCGAAAGUUGGUAUUAUUUUGGAAGGAGAUUACGACAAAAGUUUUCCAAGAAUACUGAAUGAGUCGCAUGACUUUCCUGGAUUCCAUUCUGGAGGGGAAGAUUCAUUUGUAAUUGCUACUGCCGAAUCGUUGGGACGGCUAGUGGCGGUAACAAUUUGGCACAACGGUGAAGGCUCGAGACCAUUCUGGUACAUCGAUGAACUCAUUGUUCGUGACAUACAAACCGAUGAAAUAUUUGCCUUUUUACCAAAACGGUGGUUGGCACCACAUAAAGCUGAUGGACGACUCUUGACUACUGUCCCAGUCGCAACACAUCAAGACCUAACCGCAUUUCGCUAUCGUUUUUCGUCAUUUGUUGGGCGUGGUCUAAGGGAUGGUCACCUGUGGUUGAGCGUGCUCUUCCGACCACCGAGAAGUAACUUUUCGAGGUCACAACGGCUAGUCUGCCUGCUGUCGCUAUUGCUGACCACUGCAUUAUCGUGUCUGUUCUUGUAUGGCAUUCCCCGUGAUCCAGCUGACCAACGGUCAUAUUUUAAGUAUGGAUUUACAUGGAAUCAAGUAUUGCUGGGAGUGGAGAGCGGCCUGAUUGCGCUUCCGGUGAACUUAAUAGUCAUCUGGUUAUUCAAAAGCGCUGCAACAUACAAGAGUGAACAAGCAGAUUUUUCGACACUUCCUAAACAAUCCCUCUGGUUACGCUCCCGGAUUGCUUAUGAAGUGUUUGAUCCAGCUCUUGCUCAUCUAACUACUCAAAUGAAUAUAUUCGAAGUUUCCAACUUGGACGCACCAACGUUUCGUAGAGGCAGUUAUUUUGCGUACGUCAAACACCGGCUGCCCCUCUGGAGCGCACAUAUCGCAUGGUUUAUAGCCUUGGGUGGUGCCAUUGCUUGCACGUACUAUGUUUCACUGUACGGUUUGCGGUUUGGGCGAACAAAGAGUGUCGAAUGGGUAAUGUCAUUUCUCAUUGCGGUUUUCCAAAGCAUUCUUGUGACGCAACCGUUAACAGUUGUCAUUAUGGCAUUCGUGGCGGUAGUUGUAUUUAAAUCACCAGUCGAAAAGGACAACGAAGGUAGAGCCAUCAUAAUCCAGCCAACUAUCCAUCAGAGCAUACUGAACACAUCAGAGAUUAUUGGGGAACGAAAGCCAUUAUCAAAAACAUGGCAAGCAGCAUUACACCAGAUUGCUGUGCUAACAGCCCGGAUGUUCGAAUGGCUGCUGGAUCUAGGACUUAUUCUUACCUUUAUGGUUUGCGUGUAUGUCUUUGUGCAUUGUACAUUUCCGACUGGAAGCUACCGAAUGAGGGAAGAACUGGAAAAUCGCUUUGUUAAAUUAGAACCGCUAAUACGAAUGUCAGACAUGUGGCAAUUCGCGGACAGCUUGGAAAAACUGAUCAAGGACGAUGUUCAUGUAACCCGUCAGGAUAAACUGAUCAAGGGCGACGUUCAUGUAACCCGUCAGAAUGUUUUCAAGAACCUUACCACGGUGCCAGAAGUGGACCCCCGAAACAGUGUCGCGUCCCAAAACUACUCCGGUCCUAGAUUGUACCCCAUAGGACCUGUUCGAAUGCGAAACAUAAGGAUUAUUCAUCGUCUGUGUCCGGUCGACCACAUUAUGGCUGGUGUUGGAACUGGCUGUUAUCCAAAGUACAAAACCUAUCUGCGGGAUAACGGCAACUACGAAUACAGAUGGAACGCGAUUAAAGAGUUGACAACUUCAGAGCAAACAACGACCACACCGGAGGCAACUACUGCAAACAUUCUAUUUACCACGUUAUCACAUACGAACGUGUCGACACUAGAAAGCAGCUCUACCUCUGACGAGUCCAGCAUGACUUUUUCUCAUCGCGUUCGGCGAAGCGUUUCAAAUGCCGAAAAUCUCGACUACUUCAGCUCCACCAGUACAGCCACGACUACGACAGUUAAUAUGAGCGAAUUUUAUGAUGAAACAACAGAAUCGGCAACAACCAGCGGAUUCGACAUUAAGGAGUUCGCCGCAAAUCUGACUGACCAGGGCCAAAACGCCACAAUCCUGCUGUACGACAUUUGGAGCUACAAAAGUGGAACUGAACUGGGAAUAUCAUCCUAUGCCGGCACGCUGACAACUUACGGAACUGGUGGUUUUGUUAUAUUACUGCAAGCAGACGCAAGCAGUUUGGCCACAUCUGUGUCGUUUCUACGAUCUGCCGGGUGGGUGGAUUAUCGUACAAAAGCUGUCAUUAUGCAGUGCAAUGUGUACGACGUCAACGGCAAAUAUCUUAGCGUUGCGAUUCAGAUGUUCGAAAUGCAUGGAUCCGGAGUAAUCUUGCCCUCUCGCUACGUUUAUACGAUUCAUCUGCUGGACAACUACAAGCAUACUAUAUCACUAGUUGCUGCGGGCAUAUUUUCGUUUUUCUUUCUCGUUUUGUUCGUUUACAUCAUCGUUCGAAAAAUAUUUGAACAGCGAUGGAUUUACUUUGGUAGUUUGUGGAACUGUUUGGAUUUCACAAUUGUAAUACUGGCAACAGCAUUAUUUGGAUUAUUUUGGCAGUCGGUUGAUUUAAAGUUUGCGGCUCUUAAGCAGUUUCAAAAUGAUCCAUCUCGAUUCUCUAGCUUCUACUAUGCCGUACUGUUCGAAAAUUCGUACCAUACCGUGGCCGGUAUUUUUCUCUUCUUGUGUAGUAUGAAACUACUCAAGACACUGCGGAUUGGAAGAACUGUUAACGCUUUUCUCCUUGUGCUAUCGGAAUUGGUGAGACCGUUCCUUGGGUUUGCUGCCAUGUUGGUUAUUAGCGCGAUGCCGCUGAUUGUGGCGGGAAUGUUCUUGUUUGGGCAUGCGCAACAGAACACCGGCAUCGGUAAUGGAAUUUUGAGUGCACUACGGCUGAUGACUGCCGAAGGCGAUGAUGGACGAAAAUUUAAAGUUUACGCAGCCAGCCAGUACAUUAUCGGCCCUCUUUACUACCUCAUGACAAUGAUUUGUACCAUGUUUAUAUACUCGAAUCUCCUCAUUGCGUUGAUUAUGGUGAUCUAUUCUACCACGCUGAAGCUUCACAAGGAUACCAUUGAAAAAGAGGGCCAGUUGGCUGAUUUUGUGGUCGAGCGAAUGAUGCGGAUGUUUGGCGUUCAUAUUCGGAAUCCCGUAGUAGAUAUAGAGUAUUUUCCUGCUGUUGUUUUAUUUCGGGAAUAUCUUAACAGCGCGGAAGUUUUGCGGAAACGACCAAAAGGAAUUCGGCUUGAAAGAUGGUCUGAUUUGGUCAGCAUUAAAGAGUUUAGAACGAUGAUGUAUGGUGCUGCUGAAGAUAUGCGAGAACUAUUUUCGGAUAAGGCAUCGGCAGAUAAAACUGAACGCACCGACUUCGUGCAGAACACCGAUGAAUGGUUUUUAGUGGAAAACAUUCCCAAAAGAGCCUUGCGUGGGCCCAGGACAUUUUCUGUCAACAGAAUGACCCCGUUGUACCGAGGUGCUGCGAAUACAAAGCAUUUGGAAGAAAUAGCCGUUCAAGAAGGUUUGACGACCUUUGUCGACGAAAGUCUCUUGGUUUACCGGAAAGCUGUGGAAGCUUCGAAGAAGGAGUUUGAUUGGGUGUGACAAAUGUUUGUCGACUGAUGUGCAUGCCUGAAGUACGUGAAUUAUAUUCAGAUGUGAAUUCUGAAUUGUAGAUUUUUCCUUUUAGUUUUUCAGUCUUUCCUCUUUGCAGUUUCUUUGUCAUUGUACUGUAAAAUGGAAAUUAUGCAUUUCCGGACUAAUCUUUCGUUACCAAAUACCUUGUUUUUAUGGCGGUUGGAUGUACGGUAAAACUUUGCAUGCUGUAGCCUCGGCACUGUAGCACUGCAGGAAAUGUGAAUUUGAAUAUCGAGCAACUGCAAAGGUUUUAAAAGCGAUCCUACG